Coregonus sp. 'balchen' is the source of this 3755-nucleotide messenger RNA. The record is from the annotation of a GenBank genome assembly. NCBI's taxonomy places the organism in Eukaryota, Metazoa, Chordata, Actinopteri, Salmoniformes, Salmonidae.
GCAAAAGAAAGAGAGCAACAAGUGUGAUGUCUUACAGUGGUUUGGAUUCUGACUUUUGCGAAAUGAUUUUAGGAAAUAUUUAUUCUUCGACAGAUUGGAUGCUGUUUUAAGACUGGGGAAAUAAUUUACCUAGCCUAUAUAAUAAGAGCACUAUCCUCCCUACUUCUUAUAAACAAACGGUAAGUAGGCUACUGCAGGUGCACAAUAUUAUAACGAAUUUUCCCUGUAGCCUAUUAUUAGAAACAUUUUAUAUUAAUAAUUUGAAGAAUGAAAAUGACGAUGGAUUCAUGAAGACUAUAAUGGAAUUAAUACAUUUUACAAUAAGCUUAUCCAAGUCAGUGAUGUUUUAAACAUAAUUAGCCAAUCAUAUGCUUUUGGAAAGAAAACGCUUUGAAUUUCUGUCUUUUACAGCGUUAUAUUUCAGGAUACAUACAUAGUUAAAUAGAUAAUUGAAAAAGGCCUACUGAUAGAUCAUUCUCUUGUAUUGGACUUCACAGCAUAUUCCGGAAAUGAAUUAGUGAGAAAGUGUGAAAGUAUUUGGUUAUUUUAUUGUUUAAAAUAUUUACAUUUAAAACAUGAGUGUUAACAUAUAGUUAAACAACCUACAUUGACUGAAUUUACACAUAUGACACAAUAUGUCUAAGAAUAAUGUAAUGGUCAUUUAAUUAUUGUUUCCCUCGCUCAGAAUAGCUCCAUCAAAAUUUUUAUAUCAGCCUACCUAAAAAUCUUGAAAGUUUACAGACUAAUAAACUGUACAUUAUAAAAUGUUAGGCCUAGCCCUACAUAAAAACAUUUAGAGUCGUCUAUAAGCAUUUAUCAUAAUAAUUUUUUCCAACAGCGUUGUCAUGCCACGAUCCUUUUUGGUGAAAAACAAGAGGUGCGCAUCUUACAAUGUGCACCGCUCUUACGAAGACGAAGCCGAACCGAGGGAACCUGAAUUUACAAGUAAGAAUGUCAAUAUUAUCAUGGCGACACAACAAGACUUUUACAACUGUAUAAUGACAAGUGUAUAAUGAUUUGCCAGUUAUUUCAUGCAUUGCAGUUUAUAAUGAAUCAAUUGACACAGUCACAAUACCAUGUUUAGAUUUCCUGGUGAUUUAUUCACAUCCCUGUCCAUCAUAGACUAGUCAUUUUUAAUUAUCUGAUUAAAUAAAGGCUAUUGCUAAAAAUACAUUAUAAUUUAGAUUUAUUUGACUUGAGGAAAGUGAAUCCAUAAUGAUGCAUUGCAGCAUAAUUUUAUGUUAAACAUCAUCAUAGAAAAUGCAUUACAUUUGAGGACAGAUGCAACACCUGAUGGACUAGAAGUAUCUCCAAAGCAAGGGAAAUAUACUUGGACUGUUAUUGAUGUUUGGAUUUGUCAGUGCAUUCAUGCUUCACUGAAUUCCUUGAAUUCAUUGGAGUUAUUGAAACUAAGUGGUUAGGGCGGGUUUCACAGAUAUGCAAAAGAGACAUUAUUCUGAAGGAUUAUAAAACUUCAGUCUACACUGUACAUUUAUGUACAUCUUGACAGACAAAAUAUUUUGACUUUAUGUUGACACUCAAUUAAUCAUAUUUGCAAUUGUGAAUUGACAGGUGUGAUCUCGUCAGAACCACAGAGUCCAGAGUCUCCAGUCAGGCCUCAGUCAGUGGGUCAGCCCUCCCCUCCUGACCCAGACCCCUAUUCUAACAUCAAACCAGAGCAGGAGCCUGAACGCCAAGUCCCCUCUUACCCUAAACCAACAGGAUACCCUGUUGGCCCUGCUCCACAGCCAUACUACUUAUCAGGUGAGAGACUCUCCAACUGGGCUGGGAUGUUGUGAAGGGAUGACAUGAUGUCCCACAAAAAUUGUUGGGAAUAGAAUAGAAAAUAGUAGAACCUUAUUGGUCCUAAAUGGGACAACAUAUGAUUCAGAAGGUUUUUCAGAGGAAGUGUUCAUUGACUCAAUUCUCUUAUUCCGUCUACCCUCAGAGGCUCACAUGGCAGAGUUCCCUCCCUUCUACAAGCCCUCCUACACCUGGGACCCUGUACAUGCACCCUAUGAUAUCCGUCAGAUGGGCUUCCCCCCCUCCCUCCUGCAGCACGCCAGCAACCUGUACGGUGCUCACGUCAGCCACAGCCCUAAGCCACAGCAACCUCUAGACUGCAGCACACACUACUCACUCACCUCUGACACUUAUCACUGCACAACCUGUGACAAGGUACGUAUGCAGGAGUGGAGUCACAGCUUUCUCUUUACACUGUGUGACUGACAAUAGCUAAUGGGCCUAUACAGAAUUAAACUGCCACAACACACAGCAUACAAAGAUUUCACAAAGCCACCAGAGGGAAAGUUGUGCAUGUGUUCACAUAUCCCUAUUCAAAACACCACAUCUUUUAAAUUCAUCAGUCUUUAAAUUGACAUCGAUAUUGUGACUAGCCGGUUGAUAACUCCCCUGUCCUCCUCUGCCACGGCAGGUGUUCUCAACCCCUCAUGGUCUGGAGGUUCAUGUCAGACGCUCCCACAGCGGGACCAGACCAUUCGGCUGCAGCAUCUGCAGGAAAACCUUUGGCCACGGCGUCAGCCUGGAGCAACACAUGAAUGUCCACUCACAGGUACUCACAAUGCACAGUGUCUGGUUGGAGAUUAAGGAAACAAGACAGACAACCAGAUAUGUGUACUCUGGCACAGUGCCAAAAUUGUCUAAGUUCUGUGUGUACUUCCAUGGAAAAGUAGCCCAGGGUACUUGAAUGAGAAUUAUAAUAUUUGAAAUGUGAUGAUAAAAUCACUUUUUUAUUGCACAGCAGGAAAUGCAAACGUGUAGUGCAUUCAAGGUUUAAAAAGGCAUCUAGCCUCCCGAGUGGCGCAGCGGUCUAAGGUACUGCAUCGCAGUGCUUGAGGCGUCAAUACAGACCCGGGUUCGAUCCCGGGCUGUGUCGCAGCUGGCCGCGACCGGGAGACCCAUGUGGCAGAGCACAAUUGGCCCAGCGUCGUCCUGGUUAGGGGAGGGUUUGGCUGGCAGGGAUGUCCUUGUCCCAUUGCGCUCUUGCAACUCCUGUGGCGGGCAUGCAUGCUGACAUGGUCACCAGUUGUACAGUGUUUCCUCCGACACAUUGGUGCGGCUGGCUUCCGGGUUCAGCAAGCAGUGUGUCAAGAAGCAGUGCGGCUUGGCAGGGUCGUGUUUCGGAGGACGCAUGGCUCUCGACCUUCGCCUCUCCCGAAUCCGUACGGGAGUUGCAGCGAUGGGACAAGACUGUAACUACCAAUUGGAUAUCACGAAAAAGGCAUCUAAAGAUUGUAAUUUCCACUUUAAAAUGUCAGACUUGAUUUGCCAUAAAGAAAAUGUAUCAACCCCUACAGAAAAAUGUCCAUUAAAUAUUAUCCACAUAUAAUUCACAUUUCCUGUUGCUGCAGGAUUAUUUUCCUGCUGUAACAAACUAGCUCAAAUUAAGAUCCUACAUCUGUACAUGUUUCUUUAAACAAAGGAAAGAAGUUUUGAAUGCAAGAUGUGUGGAAAGACGUUCAAACGCUCCUCCACCCUCUCCACCCAUCUACUCAUCCACUCAGACACCAGGCCCUACCCCUGUCAGUACUGUGGAAAGAGAUUCCACCAGAAGUCAGACAUGAAGAAACACACCUACAUCCACACAGGUGAGGAGAGAAGAGCAUCCACAUAGCACCAAAGUUAGGGAUUCAAUUACUUAUUUGAGUGUGUUGUAAUUUCUCAGAAAACUAAAAGGCAACUUUAGCGAUUGCCUCUCUCUGUAGUUCUCUGCUUUCUAGGUGCUAUUAACAUGA